UCUUUGGACAGUGUUGCAUCUCUAGAGCUUUUCUGUUUGGCAGUGGUUUAUUGUGGGUGGCAGGAAUCAAAAAUCAGACGAUGAAGGCCUUGGUGGUCCUGGGUGUACUGGUGGCUGCUGUGUAUCAGGUGAGCGGCAGCAGCCAGAUAAAGAAGAGCGAUCUGAACCCGUCAGUGCUGCAUCCAUGGAGACACAUGAGUUUAGGUGUGCAGAUCAGAGUGAAAAGAGACUGGAUCAUUCCACCAAUCAGAGUCCUAGAAAACAGCAAACAGAUCCCUGAAGAUCUGGUCCAGAUUAAAUCAGACAAGAUUUUCACCGGGGAGGUGAUAUACAAGCUGGAGGGACCCGGAGUUGACCAGGACCCCAAAGGCCUCUUUGAAAUAGACGAUAAAACAGGAUGGAUCAAGAGCAAAAUGCCGCUCGACAGGGAAAAACACAGAAGUUUCAAGCUCAAAGCCUUUGCACUCUCGCCAAGCGGAGAGAGACUGGAGAGUCCAACCACCAUUGAGAUCUAUGUUCUAGAUCAGAACGACCACAGGCCUGAAUUUACACAGAAAGAGUUCAUCGGCACUAUCCCAGAAUUCUCUAUUCCGGGUACGUCAGUGAUGCAGGUGACGGCAAUAGAUGCUGAUGAUCCAAUGACAGACAACGCAGCUCUGAGCUACUCCAUCACUAGACAAGAAAGUGUCCCGCCUCACAGCGUCAACAAAACCAUGUUUGGAAUCAACAACAAGACUGGAGUCGUCUACAUACGAGACGUGGGCCUGGACAGAGAUGUGGUGCAGUCUUUCAGGCUAACUCUGCAGGUGGCUGACAUGUCUGGCAUGGGACUUAGCGCCGUCGGUCGAGCCAUCAUUCACAUUUCUGACAUUAACAACCAUGCUCCCAAAUUCCAGCCUAACGUGUAUAACAUGUAUGCAAUGGAGAACAAGGAGAUUGCGGAGGUGGGCCGGGUCAAUGCGACGGAUAAGGACCAGAGAGGUGGAGACAACUGGAGAAUUAAAUACAGCAUCAUAAACGGAGAUCGCUCAGGACACUUUGCCAUCCGCACAGAUCCAGUCUCCAACCAAGGCAUCAUUUCUGUGGUUAAGCCGCUGGACUAUGAGUCUCAGGCAGAGUAUCGGCUCACUGUGACAGCAGAGAAUGAAAUCAGCCUGAAAGCUUCAUAUGAACAUGUACACGGUGCCACAGUCACUGUCAGAGUGCUGAAUGAAAACGAGGCCCCAAUCUUCUACACAAACCCCAUUAAAGUGACUGCGGCCGAGUCCAUUGUCCCCGGUACAGUGCUGAUCUCUGAUAUCGCCCAUGAUCCAGAUAAUGCCAAGUUAAGGUUUGAAAUCAUUCAGGAUCCUGAGAGUUGGCUUGUUAUUAACGCCGCAUCUGGACAGAUCUCAGCCAGAAGAGCCUUCAAUAUCCGCUCCCCCCAUGUGAGGAACAACAUUUACUCUGCCGUUGUAAAGGUCAAGGACCAGGAUGCUGAUGGCAUUUCUGCAACAGCCACACUGGAGAUCACUCUAUGGGAGACCAACGAUUACCCACCAGUGCUGGUACCCUUGAGUGGGACUGUGUGCAGUGACCGGGACAGAGAUAAACUGGGUCUGCUGCUGAGUGCUGUGGAUAAGGACAUGUCUCCUCAAGCUGACCCCUUCACCUUUGACAUCACUGACCAAAACGUCGCUGCCAACUGGACCAUCAUAACUCUGAAUGAGACCCAUGCCGUUCUGCAGCCACUGAUAGACAUAGAGGGUGGGGAAUUCUCCAUUCCCGUGGUCGUGUCCGACUCUGGUUCUCCUUCCCUCUCCUCUUAUGCUCUGGUCAAUGUGACCGUGUGUCACUGUGACAGAUUUGGAGACUGCAAGAGCUUCACGGCAGCCAUUUUUGGAACCAAAAUGGGCAUCAGUUUCAUUGCUCUCAUGAUUAUUAUGGGAUGCAUCACUCUUCUGUUGUUGCUGCUUCUGCUGGCGGUGGCGGUGAGGGGGUGCACGAGACACAACAUUAAGAAAGACAGAGGUCUGCUGGUCGGUGCAUCUGAUGAUGAUAUACGAGACAACGUCUUUCACUACGAUGAGCAGGGAGGUGGAGAAGAGGAUGAGGAUGCAUUUAAUAUAGAUUUCCUGAGGAACCCAAGUGAUAUUCUCCCUGCACCCGUCUCAUUCUUCCCACAAGACUGUAAUGUGCUCAGAGGAAAACAACCACUCCGGAAAGAUACUCCUCAUAACCUGCCCUCUCCUAAAUAUCCGCGCAAACCCCCCGGAGACCCAACUGACAUCGAAGAUUUCAUCAAUAUUGGCCUGGAUGCUGCAGACAAUGACCCGAACGUCCCACCGUACGACACGGCUCUGAUCUACGACUACGAGGGCGAUGGGUCUGUAGCAGGCAGCCUGAGCUCCAUUGCUUCCAUGGGCUCAGAUGGUGACCAGGACUAUGACUACCUCAAUGACUGGGGGCCACGAUUCAAAAAACUGGCAAACAUGUACGACCCACGUUAAAUGCCGAAGCGAUUCACUCAUUUAAAAAAAACAAGACUUUCAGAUUUUCUCAUGCAUGCAUGUCCUCCAAACUUCCAUGCAAGCACGGUUGCAAAAUGUUUCAUCGUCCGGCGCUUUAUUUUUUCCGUCAUUAAAAUACUGUCACUUAUGCCAACUUAAUAUGCAGAGGCAAUUAUAAGAAAGCCAACUGUUGGUUGAUUUCCUCAGAAAAGUGUAAAUAGUCUGGCUCUGUGGUACCAUCUCAAGCAACUAGGCCAACACAGGUCAACCAGUAGUGUGAGUCUGGGGCGGGAAAAUCUGUUUGGCCGAACAAUGUCAGAUCAGGCGAGUGUUCGGGAAACCUGUUUGAAAACAAUAAUUCAUUUUGCAAUUCUGUUUGGUAGUGCUAGUGGCGCAGAAAUUGCACUCUUCAGCUUUAAAGGUCAAGAGAAACUGCACACAUUAUUUCUUGUCCUUCAUGGAUCAGUGAGCUUAUUCAACAUGUUGAUGUGACAGGUGCUCGGUGUGGGCCAGUGUGCAAAUGGAUGUAAUGUAAAGCACCAACUGGAGGGAGGAACAGUGUCAGUGCAUACUGAUUAGACAUGAUUAUCAAACACAUGCCAUGUUCUUGAGGGACUAUUUUAGCUGAUGUCCAACACAGAGAGUAAAAGAAUAGUUCAUCCUCAUUAACUCACCCUCAUGUUGUAACAAACCCAACUUUCUUUCUCUCAAGUAAAUCAAAAGAAUUGUCAUUAUUUCUGAGCUGCUCUCUUCCAUUGAAAAGCAUUGUGUGAACAGGGGAUCCCCUCAAAAAUAAAAAAAGCACAAUAGAAACAGACCAAAUAUUGUUGUUCAGUGUGACGUCAAAUGUGGUGCGCCAGCCAGGUGACACCAACAGCACUGGUUCUUUUGUAUCUUGUUACCAGUCAUGACACCAUGUUUGAAUAUGCAGCGUGAAAUUGUACAUAAGUGAUGCUUAUUGGUAACUGACCUGAAAUGUUUUGCUGUUGUAUGUUUACCAUUUAAUGUCUAAAUGAUUUACCAUCUAAUGAUGACCUGUGCAGCAUUUACUUGUUUAUUGCUACCAAAAUUAACUUUUUUUAGGAUUUGGAUUACUGGUCUUUUAUAUUGUUAGUCUUUUUCUAGGGUUAUCUACACGUUACUUAACUUCAUUUAUUAAAAUGUAACCAUUUUUGUGGGCCUGGGUAGCUGAUUACCACCCCUGCAGUCGCGAGUUUGAAUCCAGGGCGUUCUGAGUGACUCCAGCCAGGUCUCCUAAGCAACCAAAUUUGCCCGGUUGCUCGGGAGGGUAGAGUCACAUGGGGUAACCUCGCUCUCAACGGGGCACGUGGUAUGUUGUGCGUGGAUCGCGGAGUAGCAUGAGCCUCCACAUGCUGUGAGUCUCUGCGGUAACAUGGUCAACAAGCCACGCGAUAAGAUGUGCAGAUUGGCGGUCUCAGACACGGAGGACACUGAGAUUCAUCCUCCGCCACCCGGAUUGAGGUCACUAUGCCACCACGAGGACUUGGAGCGCGUUGGGAAUUGGGCAUUCCAAAUUGAGGAGAGAAAAAGGGAGGGGGAGGGGAAAAUAACUGGUAAUUUUGAGUAGAAUGUUCACAAAACAAGAAGUUUCCAAACCAUGCAAGCUCAUUUAUUAUCCAAGCCAGGUGCAUGCUAGGAACACCAGCUUUGAAAAGUAACAUUUGCUCAUUCUAUUUACCUGUGAAAUUUAUUCAAAUUAGCAAAUAAAAAUGAAAAAGUUUUCUACUUAAAGAUUGUUUCAUGACUGAGCAUUUUUAAGAUAACAAACAAUUAUGAUUAUAUAUAUUUACUUACACUGGCGGCCAAAAGUUUGGAAUAAUGUACAUGUAAUGUAAUUUGCUCUUAUGGAAAGAAAUUGGUACUUUUAUUCACCAAAGUGGCAUUCAAUUGAUCCCAAUGUAUAGUUAGGACAUUAAUGACGUGAAAAAUUACUACUAAAAUCUGAACAAAAACUACUUCAAAAAUUCUCAUCAAAAAAUCCUCCAUGUGCAGCAAUGACUGUUUUGCAGAUCCUUGUCAUUCUAGCUGUUUGUCCAGAUCCUCAGGUGACCUUUCACCCCACGCUUCCUGUAGCACUUGCCAUAGAUGUGUCUGUCUUGUCGGGCACUUCUCACGCACCUUACAGUCUAACUGAUCCCACAAAAGCUCAAUGGGAUUAAGAUCCAUAACACUCUUUUCCAAUUAUCUGUUGUCCAAUGUCUGUGUUUCUUUGCCCACUCGAACCUUUUCUUUUUGUUUUUCUGUUUCAAAAGUGUUGCAAUUCUUCCCAUAAGGCCUCCUGAGUCUUCUCUUUACUGUUGUACAUGAAACUGGUGUUGAGCGGGUAGAAUUCAAUGAAGCUGUCAGCGGAGGACAUGUGAGGCGUCUAUUUCUCAAACUAGAGACUCUGAUGUACUUAUCCUCUUGUUUAGUUGCACAUCUGGUCUUCCACAUCUCUUUCUGUCCUUGUUAGAGCCAGUUGUCCUUUGUCUUUGAAGACUGUAGUUACACCUUUGUAUGAAAUCUUUUUUUAUGGCAAUUUCAAGCAUUGUAUCAUCCUUCAUUCCUCAAAACAAUGAUUGACUGAUGAGUUUCAAGAGAAGGGGUUUCUUUUUUGCCAUGUUUGACCUAAUAUUGACCUCAAGACAUGCCAGUCUAUUGCACACUGUGCAACUCAAAAACAAACACAGACAAUGUUAAGCUUAAUUUAAUGAACCAAAUAACUUUCAACAGUGUUUGAUGUAAUGGCAAGUGAUUUAUUAGUACCAAAUGUUCAAUUUAUCAUGAUUACUCAAGGAUAAGGUGUUGGAGUGAUGGCUGCUGGAAAUGGGGCCUGUCUAGAUUUGUGCUGUUUUUUUAACAUCAGUAAUGUAACUGACUAUAUAUUGUGAUCAGCUGAAUCCCAAUUUGGUGAAUUAAAGUACCAAUUUCCUUCUGAAACAGCAAAAUCUGUACAUUACUAUAAAUUUUGGCCGCCAGUGUAUAAGCUAGAGCAUACAUCUUUGAAUUUAAAUACUAUAUUUAAAAUAAGCUUGAGCGUAUUCAAUUUAAAAAGCUAUAUUUACUUCACCACAACUUGUUUUCUCAUUGUAGAUAAUUGACUGGUUAUGCUUGUCUGUCUCCCAUUGGAUAAUUGUUUGCUUGCUCUUGCCCGUGCCCAUCGUCAGAUGAAUAUGUGGAAGUGCCAGUGAAAUCUGAGAGCUAACCUUGGGUCUGAUCCUCACACUAAAUCCUCAUAUGGCUUCAAAUGACAUGAAAUGUAGCACAUGAGUUGAAUGGUUUACUUUUAUGAUGCUUUUAAUUCCAUUUUGUACAUAUUUUAAUGGAAUGGCCACCACGAAACUUCAAAAAACACCUCAGAAUAUUUGCUGAAUAUCUUCUGUUAUGUUUCAUCCUGUUGGGAAGAAAGUAAUAUGGGGUUGGAACAACAAGAGGGUGAAUAAAUGACAGAAGGGCUCAGAAUAUGGUUGUCAGUCCCAAACACUGAUUGAGUAAAUAUAGAUCAUUUUCACUUCUAGGUCAUUUAUUGCUUGACAGUUCAGCAAUAUUCAUUUUAAGACCGAUUAACUGACUGGUUAAGUGACUUAUGACUUUUAAAAUGUGAGAUCUUCACAUAUGAAUUGUUCUAUGUUUUUGCUUUUUAUAUACGAGUUGUAUAAUGUGUAAUAUAAUUGCUUUUAGUACUUUUUGUGCUUGCUUGCAAUUGAACCUUAAGGACAUUUGCAACAUUUCAAGAGCUUUUAUGAUCAUUUUAUUAUGCAGUAUAGUAACACAGUUUGCCAACUGAAUGAUGCUUCAAAUGUACAUAGAUUUUUUGGUUUUACAAUACAUACAGUUUAUAAUAAAAUGUCAAAAUGUUCAUGAAUAAAGCCAAAUGAUUUAAUCUGCAUUGGCAGUUUUGGCAUUAGCUCUAUAGUGUUUACUAAGUUCAUAAUUUAGCAAUCUCCCAAAAACAUUAGUUAAGAAGUAUCCUCACUGUUUAAACAAGUUUUCAAUGUCAAAUUGUCCUAAAGACAUUUACGAUAUAAUUACAGGGACAAUGUCACAAUGAUCAGCCUAGAAGAAAACCCACACACACAUCUUGCCAUUAUGUCUCGGUCAAUCAGAUCAGGUGUAACAUCAGGUGUGGUGCAGUGGUGGCUCAGUGGUUGAGGCUCAGGGUUACUGACCAGAAGGUUGGGGGUUCAAGCCCCAGCACCACCAAGAUGCCACUGUUGGGCCCUUGAGCAAGGC
Messenger RNA from Xyrauchen texanus (razorback sucker), 6722 nucleotides. Its product is annotated as cadherin-15-like. The record is from RefSeq and is a predicted model, not a curated record. Lineage: Eukaryota; Metazoa; Chordata; Actinopteri; Cypriniformes; Catostomidae. The transcript has 15 exons. Bases 81 to 2489 code for a protein of 802 amino acids. Gene Ontology annotation, molecular function: calcium ion binding; cadherin binding. Gene Ontology annotation, biological process: adherens junction organization; multicellular organism development; cell morphogenesis. Gene Ontology annotation, cellular component: catenin complex; plasma membrane; adherens junction.